GGAUACUAGUCAACAGCAAAUGGCUUCCCUGCAUCACGCUGCGCAGUAGUUGAUGUGUACGCUGCUUCCUUUCAAUUUAUAGAACCUCUGCUAUGUUGUUGUUGUAUGUACUCCGUCGAUCUCUCCUUUAAAUUGGACCACUCGCAUUAGAACGAAACGAACGCAUGGAUGGAGACGCACCGUGUCCUUAUGCCCCUUGGAGGGAAUAUUUACGACCAGCCGUCGACGUUUCGUGUCUCCGUGAGCUGCAACAAUAUGCUGCUGUCAGCGUUCAUCCUAAGUCUGAUACUGUGGUGUUCAAACGCUCUGCAGGUGAUUGGAGGGAACAAGACCGUGGUGCAAGGAGGGACUGUCAUCUUACCCUGCAAACUCAUUGACUCUACGGAACUCCUCAAUCAGAUUUCAUGGCAGAGGAAGACCAGAAAUAAACCUCAGACUGACAAUUUCUUUACCAUCCUGCCCAUAAAUGGACCACGGUUUGUCAAUGGAGAUGAUCAUCGUUUUCAGUUUGUUGGGAACUUCAAUGAGGAGAAUGGAUCUCUCCAGUUAUCUAAUGUCACAUUGCUGGAUGAAGGCGUUUACACGUGCAUCUUCACAUUGUUCCCCAGUGGAAAUCACAAGACAGAGAUACCUCUGAACUUGCUUGUGCCUCCGGUCACCCAUGUGAAGGAUGAUCUUCCUAUUUUGGGUGAUGAAGAAGUUUCCCUCGCUACCUGCACAGCUGCUGGUUCCAGGCCUCCUGCAAAGGUGAGGUGGCUCAUUGGUACACUGGCAGGAAAAGUGAGGGCAACAACCAACUCUACUGAACACGCCAACGGUACGACUACCACAGUCAGCUCACUGGUCGGAGUGCCAACCAGGGAAGUCCACCAUUAUGAGGUCCAGUGUGUCGUCACCAAUCCAGCCUUGUCGAAAGAGGAAACAGUGACCUUCACCAUACAGGUCCAAUUUUCACCAAGGGAUGUGAACAUUAGCGUGCGAUCCACAGACUCAUUUCAGUGUUUGACUGCAGCCAACCCAAAAGCAACUUUUACCUGGAACAGGCCUGGCAACUCGUUGCCUCAGUCUGCUGUCCGAGUGGAGGGUGCAACGCUGCAGUUUCUGAGCAUGAGCUCUGACCUGAAUGGCCUGUACCAGUGUGAAGCAUCUAACCAGUAUGGAAGAGACCAUGGUUACCUUUAUGUGCAUGUGACUUCAGGCACCUGCACUGCUUGCUGGGCCAUACUUGGUCUUUUGCUUUUCCUGAUUGUAAUUGGUGUUGCGGGUGCUGCUAUAGCAUGGAAGUUUUCUCAAUCUCCAAGGAUAGAGGAAAUUCGGAAGGUAUUCAGAAGAUAUGAAAAGACUCCAACAAAAUCUCAAGAAGGAGAUGCAGUUGUAGAAGAAACAGAAGAAGCACCACAACAAGCAGAGGGAUCUCUUUGAGAUUUGUGGGAGCAACAAGAUCGUCAGCAAUUGGAGCGCUGGAAUUUAACAGGCUGCACAUUAAUGUGUCCAGUAUAGUAACUGCUGACAGAUUUGUCUGACAGUCAAAUGGCAUGUACAUCUUAGCUGUUGCCUGCAGAUGCACGUGUCAUGUCAUCAUCUGCUGCUUAUCUGGGUCCAGGCCCAGGUUGCGAGAGCAACUGCCACCCAGUCCACAAGGCCCCAAAGUCCCUAACCCUACAGUACAUGGGCCCACCACACAUGGGCCUCCCAGAGUGGGGCUGAAACCCACAGAAAUGAAACAGUCUCUUGCACCACCACCUGAGCUAACCGGGCGGUGUAGAUGCACAUUUGUCUGUUUAAUAAUUUUUUGUCACCAUACAUGUAUUGGGAAUAAUACAUAAUGUCUCUCUGUAGAAGGUACGACAGAACAUACUACUUUGCCAAAUGACUUUCUUUAUGCCAGCACCAAACUAAACUAAAUCUUUAUUUUUCUGUGAGAAAUUAUUAGUUGUUUGUAGUUACAAAGCGAGGUCUUAUUUUUGUAAUAACAUCGGUAAAACCUG
This is a messenger RNA of Toxotes jaculatrix (banded archerfish), 1988 nucleotides long. Its product is annotated as nectin-3-like protein. The record is from RefSeq and is a predicted model, not a curated record. Gene Ontology annotation, biological process: heterophilic cell-cell adhesion; homophilic cell-cell adhesion. Lineage: Eukaryota; Metazoa; Chordata; Actinopteri; Toxotidae. The transcript has 8 exons. Bases 169 to 1422 code for a protein of 417 amino acids. Gene Ontology annotation, cellular component: adherens junction.